UGUUUUGCAGUUGUUGAAAAUAUGGAGAAAAACAUCACUUCUACCACCGUACCGACUCAGAUCCUUCUAAAUAUCACUGCUGCCGUCAACGCCACAGAGAAACCCUUCAGUGUGUUUGACGGCUGUGAGACUCUGAUGGAGGGCGUCCUCUUCGACCUGACGCUCCAGUGCUUUAACACCAUUGUCGGAAUCCCCGCCAACUUAUUGGUUAUUGCGAUCCUCAUCAAAAAUCGUAAAGAACCCUCCACCUCGGACAUAUUUCUGGGCUGCCUGGCCGCCAUGGACGCCUACUUCGGCAUCGUGCUUCCUCUCAGUUUGCUUAACCUCUACCACUGGCACAGUAAAGGUGUGUGGUCCACCAUUAAGUUCUCCUACGGCGUCAAAGACACCAGCGGGCCUCUGUUUCUGUCCUGUAUCUGCCUGGACCGCUUCAUGGCCGUGGUCUUUCCGGUCGCCUUCGGGCAGCUCAAAGACAUCAAGUACCGGUUGAGUCUUUCUCUGCUGGUCUUCUGCCUCACCUUCGCCUACUCAGCGGCUAAGACGGUAGGAGGCCUCCCCAACUUUGAGAAGGUGUUCACGGGGGAAAUCCUGGCAACAUUUACGUGGAUGAUCAUGUGUAAUGGGACCAUCCUGUGGAGCCUGAAGAAGUCCCCCGGUGUGGGGAAAGAUGAGAUGCACCCCAUGAAGAAGCGGGCCUUCAAGAUAGUGCUGUCCAUCCUGUGUAUUAUCAUUUUUAACUACCUGCCCCCAGUGGCCCUGUUCCCUUUUGAAGAUCACUACACCCCUGACGUGUUUCGCUGCUACGUUCAGCCGGUGGGCUUCGCCUUCCUCAACAUCAGCAGCACCAUUCAGCCGCUCAUCUACCUGUCUCGACUGGAGAAGGUGCCGUUCCUACCUGAGUCUUGUGUAAAGAAGUACUGCUCCUGUUUGAGCGCAGAAAACAACAAAAGUCCACCUGCACCAAACCCUCCUGAGUAGAUUUAAAGGAAUGUCUGUCAGAGAUUGAGCUCCGUAGAUACUGAGUUACCACUGAAGAAGAGCUGUGAGAAGAGGUAGAUAAA
Molecule: messenger RNA, 1061 nt
Organism: Sphaeramia orbicularis (orbiculate cardinalfish)
Lineage: Eukaryota; Metazoa; Chordata; Actinopteri; Kurtiformes; Apogonidae
Product: G-protein coupled receptor 183-like
Exons: 1
Coding region: 22-978 (318 amino acids)
Biological process (GO): phospholipase C-activating G protein-coupled receptor signaling pathway; positive regulation of Rho protein signal transduction
Cellular component (GO): plasma membrane
Molecular function (GO): G protein-coupled receptor activity
Source: RefSeq, a predicted model, not a curated record